AGCAUCCGGUUGAAUUAGUGGUCACAGAGAAUUCAAGAUGGCGGCGCACAUGUCGCAUUGUAGAAGUUGGGGCCGUGUUCAGAGGUUUGGAAUUGCAGUAUAUAGAAAGUACAGCAGUGGCAGCAGAUAUCCAAAUAUCUCACUCUCUGCACCGUUACCGGGUAUCCCUAAACCAGUGUUUGCGUCCGUUGACGGGCAUGAGCAAUGCGAGACUAAAAUCACUACUUUGGAAAAUGGCCUUAAAGUAGCAUCUCAAAACAAGUUUGGUCAAUUCUGCACUGUUGGAAUUUUGGUGAAUUCAGGAUCCAGACAUGAGACAAAAUACCCCAGUGGAAUUGCACACUUUUUGGAGAAACUGGCCUUUUCGUCCACAGCCCAGUAUGGCAGUAAAGACGAAAUUCUUCUCACACUUGAAAAACAUGGAGGGAUCUGUGACUGCCAAACGUCCAGAGACACCACCAUGUAUGCCGUCUCUGCCGAGGUGAAGGGACUGGACACGGUAGUCAGCCUGCUCUCCGAUGCUGUAUUGCAGCCACGCCUGCUAGAUGAGGAGAUUGAGAUGACUAGGAUGGCAGUGCGCUUUGAGCUGGAGGAUCUGAACAUGAGACCUGACCCUGAACCUUUACUGACAGAGAUGAUCCACGCAGCAGCAUAUCGGGGGAACACUGUUGGGUUGCCUCGCUUCUGUCCAGUAGACAACGUGGAGAAGAUUGACAAGAAGCUGCUACAUACGUACCUGCGGAGCUACUACUGCCCAGAGCGUAUGGUGCUAGCCGGUGUGGGCAUCGAACAUGAACAACUGGUGGCCUGCGCCAGGAAAUAUCUGCUGGAUGUGAAGCCAGUAUGGGGAGCCAGUACGCCUACCAAUGUCGACCUGUCUGUGGCACAGUACACUGGUGGAAUCGUAAGGAUGGAUAAGGAUAUGUCAGAUGUGAGCCUUGGCCCCACUCCCAUCCCUGAGCUCACCCACAUCAUGAUUGGCCUGGAGAGCUGCUCGUUCCUGGAGGAGGACUUCAUCCCAUUUGCCGUCCUCAACAUGAUGAUGGGUGGAGGCGGGUCCUUCUCAGCGGGGGGUCCUGGGAAAGGCAUGUUCACUCGGCUUUACCUGAACGUGCUCAACAGGCAUCAUUGGAUGUACAAUGCCACCUCAUACCAUCACAGUUACGAGGACAGCGGCCUGCUGUGUAUCCAUGCCAGUGCAGACCCCAGACAGGUUCGGGAAAUGGUGGAGAUUAUAACCAGAGAGUUUAUUCAGAUGGCUGGGACAGCAGGAGAGAUGGAGUUGGCGAGAGCAAAGACGCAGCUCAAGUCCAUGCUGAUGAUGAACCUGGAGUCUCGGCCGGUUAUCUUUGAAGAUGUCGGCCGACAGGUUCUAGCCACAGGGAAGAGGAAGCUGCCACAUGAGCUGUGUGACCUCAUCAGUAACAUUACAGCAAGUGAUAUCAAGAGGGUCACAACCAAGAUGCUGCGCAGCAAGCCAGCAGUAGCAGCGCUAGGAGACUUGACUGAGAUGCCCUCCUAUGAGCACAUCCAAGCUGCCCUGUCCAGCAAGGACGGACGCCUGCCUCGCAUGUACCGCCUCUUCCGAUAGACCUCCCUGUGUUUACCCUGACAUCAAUGUAUAUAUAUAUAUACUGGACACUGACCUACACUACCGGUCAAAAGUUUUAGAACACCUACUCAUUCAAGGGUUUUUCUUUAUUUAAAAUGUUUUCUACAUUGCAGAAUAAUAGUGAGGACAAACUAUGAAGUAAACAUAUGGAAUCAUGUAAUAACCCAAAAAGUGUUUAAAAAAAUAGCCACCCUCUGCCUGGAAGAUGGCUUUGCACACUCUUGGCAUUCUCUCAACCAGCUUCACCUGGAAUGCUUUUCCAACAGUCUGGAAGGAGUUUCCACAUAUGCUGAGCACUUGUUGGCUGCUUUUCCUUCACUCUGCGGUCCGACUAAUCCCAAACCAUCUCAAUUUGGUUGAGGUCGGGGGAUUGUGGAGGCCAGGUGCAGCACUCAUCAUUCUCCUUGGUAAAAUAGCCCUUACACAGCCUGGAGGUGUGUUGGGUCAUUGUCCUGUUUAAAAACAAAUGAUAGUCCCAGUAAGCCCAAAUCAGAUGGGAUGGUGUAUUGCUGCAAAAUACUGUGGUAGCCGUGCUGGUUAAAUGUGCCCUGAAUUCUAAAUAAAUAAUAGACCGUGUCACCAGCAAAGCACCCCCACACAAUCACACCUCCUCCAUGUUUCAAGAUGGGAACCACACAUGCGGAGAUCAUCCGUUCACCCACACGGUGUGUCACAAAGAACCAAAAAUCUCAAAUUUGGACUCCAGACCAAAGGACAAAUUUACACCGGUCUAAUGUCCAUUGCUCGAGUUUCUUGGCCCAAGCAAGUCUCUUCUUCUUAUGGGUGUCCUUUAGUAGUGGUUUAUUUGAAGCAAUUUGACCAUGAAGGCCUGAUUCACGCAGUCUUCUCUGAACAGUUGAUGUCUGUUACUUGAACUCUGAAGCAUUUAUUUGGGCUGCAAUUUCUGAGGCUGGUAACUAAUGAACUUAUCCUCUGCAGCAGAGGUAACUCUGGGUCUUCCCUUUCCUGUGGCGGUCCUCAUGAGAGCCAGUUUCAUCAUAACGCUUGAAGCUUGAAGGUUUUUGCGACUGCACUUGAAUAAACGUUUUGAAGUUCUUCAAAUGUUCCGCGUUGACUGACCUUCAUGUCUUAAAGCAAUGGACUGUUGUUUCUCUUUGCUUAAUUGAACUGUUUGUGCCAUAAUAUGUACUUGGUCUUUUACCAAAUAGGGCUGUCUUCUUUAUACCCCCCUACCUUGUCACAACUGAUUAGCUAAAAUGCAUUAAGAAGGAAAAGAUUCCACAAAUGUACUUUUUAAGGCACACCUGUUAAUUGAAAUGCAUUUCAGGUGACUACUUCAUGAAGUUGGUUGAGACAAUGUGCAAAGCUGUCAAGGCAAAGGGUAGCUAUAUUUUUUUGGUUACUACAUGAUUCCAUAUGUGUUAUUUCAUAGUUUUGAUGUCUUCACUAUAAUUCUACAUUGUAGAAAAUGGUGAAAAGGAAAAACCCUUGAAUGAGGUGUUCUAUGUGUAUGGUACACUAAUGUUCUCCCAAUGGAGCUGUGCUAAGCACUGAGAGGAUUCAUGUUUGGAUCUCCAACUGUAAAAGAACAUUUUUGAGUGAGGUGAUUUUUAAAAAACAAAAUGUUACUUUUGUUUUGCUUACCUGGAACGUCUACACUUUCUUGCCAGAGGGAAGUUUUAAUUUCCUGUUCACUAUCCCACCUGACCCACGUUGGCUGGGAUGGUUUGCAUGCUUUUGGGUUUAAUUCCAAGUAUGUGUGAAUGAAUAUGGCUCGAGAGUUACAUUGCUGGAUCUGUAGAGGGAGACCUACAAAUUACCUUCAUGGUAAAAAGGAAAAUAAAGGGUUGUGAUUCUCUGAUAUAGUGAUUAGGAUCAAUAGAAACGCUGCGCUGCUGAGGUCAUCGGUGGUCACAGACAGAUGAACAUCUUGAUGCUGUUCAUGAAGUGACGUGGAGGGCAAAGAAAAAGCAUCUAAUGACGUACUUAGUAGUUUUACGAGUGGUCUGAGGCAGUCGGUAAAUAAUGUGCGUUUUCAAAUACAACUUCAGUAACAAGGGAUUUGGGAAACUGCUCAGAGAUUUAACAAUGCUCCUACAAAGGCUCUAAAGAUGAACUUAGCCUUAAGAUACUUUUUGAAAACCGGGCCCUGGACUACACUGUAUGUGUGAAUGUCCUAGCAAUGUCCUACUACACUGAUAUUUGCACAUUUAACACAGAUACUUCCUUAAGUUUGAGACACUUUUUAAAUUACAUUUCAGAGGCUGGAGUCUCACCCAAAGCCUUGUCAUCUUCAGCAGACGGUGACAAUACUAAGAGAGACGUAUCUGACUAACUGCAAGCACUUCUGUCAAAAUGUCCCUUACACAUAUGGCUGAGUUAGUCACCUGUGUACAGCAGAGAUAAUGAGAUGUUUGGAUUAGUGUCACCAACAUUGAGGCUGUUUCUUGAAGAUAGGUACACAUUGAUUUCCACUUAUCCAGACUGAAAUUAGACCUCCUGUAUGAUGCUGUGUAGUUAUAGUAUUCUAAGCUAUAUUCUUUCAUUCAACCCACUAUAUCACUGUUUUGACAUCUGUGUAUACAAAGUGUACAAAAUAUUAAGAACACCAUCCUAAUUGAGUUUCACCCCCCUACACGGUGUUGAAAGUGUUCCACAGGGAUGCUGGCCCCAUGUUGACUCCAAUGCUUCCCACAAUUGUCAACUUGGCUGGAUGUCUUUUGAGUGGUGAACCAUUCUUUCAUACAUGGGAAACUGUUGAGCUUGGAAAGCCCAGCAGCAUGGCAGUUUUUGACACACUCAAACCGGUACACCUGGCAUCUACUACCAGACCCCAUUCAAAGGCACUUAAAUAUUUUGUCUUGCCCAUUCGCCCUCUGAAUGUCACGCAUACUCAAUCCAUGUCUCAAUUGCCUCAAGGCUUAAAAAUACUUCAACCUGUCCCCUUCAUCUCCAGACUGAUUGAAGCAGAUUUAACAGGUGAUAGUAGCUUUCACCUGGGCAGUAUGUCAUGGAAAGAGCAGGUGUUCAUGUGUUGUACACUCAAUGUAUAUCGUACUGUGUGUGUGAGCUGAUAUCAUUUCAGGUGCCAGAGAAAUCUUUACAUUUAUUUCUCAUUUCCAAAACUAUAUCGCUAUAUAGUGGUAUGUGUCUUCUCUACAUUGUAAUCAUGUAUUUAGCUUUUUCACUUUGUUUCAGAAUACUGCCACAAUCUUAAAUUUAAUUUCAAACCAAGGUUUCUCUGCGUCCUUGAAAGUGAAAAUAAUGAAUGUGAUGACCCAUAUGUGUAUCUGUAUUCAGCCCAAUUGGAGAUUUGUUUCUGGUGAAUUAAGAAUUAUUGCCAUGAAUUAGCAUUUAUAAAACAAUUAUACUGCCAUUCUUUGAGGGAUAUUUAAUGUCCACUUCAGAUGACAGAAGAAGACAUUUGUUUCACAAUCUCAAAAAUAAAACAGAAAUAGCAUUCCAAA
Oncorhynchus kisutch (coho salmon) is the source of this 5040-nucleotide messenger RNA. RefSeq names its product mitochondrial-processing peptidase subunit alpha. Gene Ontology annotation, cellular component: mitochondrion. The transcript is spliced from 13 exons. The coding region runs from base 38 to 1591 and encodes 517 amino acids. The record is from RefSeq and is a predicted model, not a curated record. Gene Ontology annotation, molecular function: metalloendopeptidase activity; metal ion binding. Lineage: Eukaryota; Metazoa; Chordata; Actinopteri; Salmoniformes; Salmonidae.